AUGAGGAGUUGCAAUAGUGUGGUUUUGGUGCUUGCGUCAUGGCUCCUGUUUUUUGCUUGGACAACCCAUGAGUUGAAAAGCUACGAGAUGCAGCUCCUUCUUCAGCUGAGGAAGCAUUUAGAGUACCCAUUAGCCCUCGACCUCUGGGAAAACAGCACGGCCGCCGAUUUGUGCUCUGUGCACGAUUUUUUCACCAUCACUUGCCAACAAGACUCUGUUACUGAGCUCAGGAUUAUGGGAGGCAAGCCUGCAGCAACACGGGCCACUGCCGAUUUCACAGGUUUUCCCAUUCCGAAUCACACGCUAUCUUCCAGUUUCUCUAUUGACUCUUUUGUCACCACACUCACCAGGCUGUCUAGCUUAAGGGUCCUUAGCCUGGUGUCUCUAGGCAUCUGGGGCCCACUGCCCGAUAAGAUUCAUCGCCUUUUCGCGCUAGAAUCUCUUGACCUGAGUUCGAAUUUCCUAUUCGGUUCGAUCCCACCCGGGCUGUCAAGAUUGGUGAGGCUUCAAAGUCUGACCUUUGAUGACAACUUUUUCAAUGGCACAGUCCCUGAUUGGUUGGGCUCAUUCACAAAUCUCACCAGUUUGAGCUUAAAGGACAACAGGUUGAAGGGCCAGCUUCCUUCGAUAUCAAGAAUUACGACCUUGACUGAGCUAGUUCUGUCAUACAAUUUGAUUUCAGGUGAAUUGCCUGAUCUGAGCAGCCUCUUUAAUCUGCAGCUGCUCGAUCUGAGAGAAAACAAUCUGGAUUCCAAACUGCCUCCUUUGCCGAAAGGGCUGUCCAAUGUUUUUCUCAGCAACAAUUCGUUUUCGGGUAUUAUACCGAAACAAUUCGGGAAACUGAGCCAACUUCAGCAUCUUGACCUGUCGGACAAUCAUCUUACUGGAGCCCCUCCUGCUUCGCUCUUCUCUUUGCCCAAUAUUAGUUACCUUAAUUUAUCCUCCAACUCUCUUAGUGGAUCACUUCCCGAGCAUCUUAGCUGCGGCAAAGCACUUAGUUUGGUUGAUCUUUCUGAGAAUAGAUUGAUUGGUGAGCUUCCGGAUUGCUUCGAUACUCUUGAUGAUGGUAGAAUUGUUAAAUUGUGGGGAAAUUGCUUCUCCAUUGGUGCCAAGAAUCAGCACCCUGCAGCUUACUGCAAAGAUAAAGUCAAUGGUGAAAGACGAAUAUCAUCUGUGAUGGUAAUAGCAAUUUUGGCUGGUGUGAUUGGUGGGGUUCUCAUUGUUGUGGUAAUCCUCUUGGUCAUUUGUCUUUUCUUGUGUAAACGAAAUCGUACUCAGCAGACCUUUAUCCAGCACACUGCGCCUAAGGUUAAGCAAGAUAGUGCACCGUCAGGGUUUUCCUCAGAACUUCUUGCAAAUGCCAGAAUCAUUACUGAGGCAGCAAAAAUGGGGAAUCAAGUUGCUCCACCCUAUAGAGUGUUUCAUGUACAAGAACUGGAAGAAGCCACCAAAAACUUCGAUUUAUCCACAUUCUUGGGCGAGAGUUCUAUUGGAAAGGUUUACAAGGGAAGAUUAGAGAAUGGCACAACUGUUGCCAUACGAUCUGUGGCUUUAAUUAGGAAAUACUCAAUUCGGUAUCUUAGGCUGCGGCUUGAUUUGCUUUCAAAGCUUCAUCACCCUCACUUAGUUGGCAUUCUUGGUCAUUGCAUUGAUGGAGAUGACUCAACUAUACAUAGAUUGUUUCUUGUGCAAGAAUUUGUUCCUAAUGGGAACUUCCGCUCUCAUCUUUCAGAGAGCACCACGGAUAAGGCCUUGAAGUGGUCAGAGAGAUUGAGUGUUGUAAUCGGUGUGGCAAAAGCUGUCCAUUUUCUGCAUUCUGGGGUGAUUCCACCCUGUUUUAACAAUCAUCUGAAGACAAAUAAUAUACUUCUCGAUGAGCAUGGUAUUGCAAAACUUAGCGACUAUGGAAUGUCCAUCAUUGCUGCUGAAACUGAGAAACACCAAACUAGAAAUCUCUUUGGCAGGCUACAUGCGGAGAGAGUGCAGGAUGAUGUUUACAAUUUCGGGUUCAUAUUACUCGAAGCCCUUGUAGGGCCUAUUGUCAGUGCAAGAGGAGAAUCAUUUCUACUAAAUGAAAUGACAUCAUUUAGCAGCCAGGAUGGCCGACGAAAAAUAGUGGAUCCAAUAGUGCUGACCACAAGCUCACAGGAAUCACUGUCGAUCGUGAUAUCCAUCACAAACAAAUGCAUAUCAGCGGAGCCUGCUAGCCGGCCGCCAUUUGAGGAUGUCCUCUGGAAUUUGCACUAUGCAGCUCAAGUUCAGGCAGCAUUUGACGAUGCUGAUCAGAAAUCAGCCGCGGCUUCUCGUCAGAGCUUCAGUUGA
This is a messenger RNA of Striga hermonthica, 2322 nucleotides long. NCBI's taxonomy places the organism in Eukaryota, Viridiplantae, Streptophyta, Magnoliopsida, Lamiales, Orobanchaceae. The record is from the annotation of a GenBank genome assembly.